Choloepus didactylus (southern two-toed sloth) is the source of this 942-nucleotide messenger RNA. RefSeq names its product olfactory receptor 9I1-like. The coding region runs from base 1 to 942 and encodes 313 amino acids. The record is from RefSeq and is a predicted model, not a curated record. NCBI's taxonomy places the organism in Eukaryota, Metazoa, Chordata, Mammalia, Pilosa, Megalonychidae. The transcript has a single exon. Gene Ontology annotation, cellular component: membrane. Gene Ontology annotation, molecular function: odorant binding; G protein-coupled receptor activity; olfactory receptor activity. Gene Ontology annotation, biological process: sensory perception of smell; G protein-coupled receptor signaling pathway.
AUGGCAGAAAAUGGCACCGUGGUGACAGAAUUCAUUCUGACGGGGUUUCAGCUGCGGGCACAGGUGCACACGGGUCUCUUCCUUGUGUUUCUGGUCCUUUACCUCAUCACUGUGGCAGGCAACUUGGGCAUGAUCCUGCUAAUUCAGAGUGACCUUCGCCUCCAGACUCCCAUGUACUUCUUCCUUAGCCACCUUUCCUUCCUGGACAUUUGCUACUCCUCUGUUAUUGUCCCUCAGUUGCUAGAGACCUUAGGGACCGAUAAGACAGUCAUCACAUAUGAGCACUGUGCCACUCAAUUCUUCUUUUUCACACUCUGUGCUAGUACUGAAUGUUUCCUUUUGGCUGUGAUGGCCUAUGACCGUUAUGUGGCUGUGUGUAACCCUCUCCUCUAUGCUACUGCCAUGACACCACAGUGCUGCCUGGGGUUGGUGGCUGGUGCAUAUGCUGGGGCAAUGGUCAAUUCUGUGAUCCGUACCGGGUGUACCUUCUCGCUCUCCUUCUGCAAGUCCAACCAUGUUGACUUCUUCUUUUGUGACCUGCCACCUCUGCUGAAACUUGCCUGUAGUGAGACCAGGUCACGGGAGGUAGUGAUCUACUUCUUAGCUUUCUUGGUCAUCACAACCAGCUUUUCUGUGAUUCUUGUUUCCUACUUGUUCAUCAUUCGGGCUAUUCUGAGGAUUCGUACAGCAGGUGGCAAAGCCAAGACCUUCUCCACCUGUGCUUCUCACAUGACAGCAGUGGCUCUUUUGUUUGGGACUCUCAUAUUCAUGUACCUGAAAGGCAGCAUGGGCAAAUCCCUCAGGGUGGACAAGAUUGUGUCGGUGUUUUACACUGUCAUCAUCCCCAUGCUGAACCCGAUGAUCUACAGCCUGAGAAACAAGGAAGUGAAGGAGGCUCUGAAGAAAGUUCUCAACAGGAUGAAGGUUUCCCAAGUAGAAUAA